This is a messenger RNA of Cynocephalus volans (Philippine flying lemur), 3466 nucleotides long. It is a transcript of the gene ATG16L1, whose product is annotated as autophagy related 16 like 1. NCBI's taxonomy places the organism in Eukaryota, Metazoa, Chordata, Mammalia, Dermoptera, Cynocephalidae. Gene Ontology annotation, cellular component: autophagosome membrane. The record is from RefSeq and is a predicted model, not a curated record. The coding region runs from base 156 to 2027 and encodes 623 amino acids. The transcript has 19 exons. Gene Ontology annotation, biological process: autophagosome assembly; negative stranded viral RNA replication. Gene Ontology annotation, molecular function: protein binding.
AGACCGGCCCAGAUGGCCUCGAGGGCGGGCAGUGCGUGGAGGUGAGCUCUGGGGCUGCCGGCCUUUCCGCGCCCCCUGGUCGCCUCAUGCUGCGGGCCGCGGCUGCCAGCCUCUGUUCCGAUUGGCGGCCCUGAAGCGCCGGGGCAGCGAGCGACAUGUCUGGCGUCCGGACCGCCGACUUCCCCCGCUGGAAGCGCCACAUCUCGGAGGAACUGAGGCGCCGGGACCGGCUGCAGAGGCAGGCGUUCGAGGAGAUCAUCCUGCAGUAUAACAAGUUGCUGGAAAAGUCAGAUCUUCAUUCAGUGUUGGCCCAGAAGCUACAAGCUGAAAAACAUGACAUAUCAAACCGGCAUGAGAUAAGUCCCGGACAUGAUGGCACAUGGAAUGAUAGUCAGCUACAAGAAAUGGCCCAGCUGAGGAUUAAACACCAAGAAGAACUGACCGAAUUACACAAGAAGCGUGGGGAGUUAGCUCAGUUGGUGAUUGACCUGAAUAACCAAAUGCAGCAGAAGGACCGGGAGAUGCAAAUGAAUGAAGCAAAAAUUGCAGAAUGUUUGCAGACUAUCUCAGACCUGGAAACAGAGUGCCUAGAACUGCGCAGUAAGCUUCAGGACCUUGAAAGAGCCAACCAGACCUUGAAGGAUGAAUAUGAUGCCCUGCAGAUCACUUUUACUGCCUUGGAGGAGAAACUGAGGAAAACUGCUGAAGAGAACCAAGAGCUGGUCACCAGGUGGAUGGCCGAGAAAGCCCAGGAAGCCAAUCGCCUCAACGCGGAGAAUGAAAAAGACUCUAGGAGGCGGCAAGCCCGGCUACAGAAGGAGCUUGCAGAAGCAGCAAAGGAACCUCUGCCGGUUGAACAGGAUGAUGACAUUGAAGUCAUUGUGGAUGAAACCUCUGAUCACACUGAGGAGACUUCUCCUGUGCGAGCCAUCAGCCGAGCAGCCACUAAGCGACUCUCGCAGCCUGCUGGAGGCCUUCUGGAUUCUAUCACUAAUAUCUUUGGUCUGUCCGAGUCUCCCCUUUUGGGACAUCAUUCGUCUUCUGAUGCUGCCAGGAGACGCUCUGUCUCUUCCCUCCCAGUCCCACAGGAUAAUGCAGAUACUCAUCCUGGUUCUGGUAAAGAAGUGAGGGUACCAACUACUGCACUGUAUGUCUUUGAUGCACAUGAUGGGGAAGUCAACGCUGUGCAGUUCAGCCCAGGUUCCCGGUUACUGGCCACAGGAGGCAUGGACCGGAGGGUCAAGCUUUGGGAAGUGUUUGGAGACAAAUGUGAGUUCAAGGGUUCCCUUUCUGGCAGUAAUGCAGGAAUUACAAGCAUUGAAUUUGAUAGUGCUGGAUCUUACCUCUUAGCAGCUUCAAAUGAUUUUGCAAGCCGAAUCUGGACUGUGGAUGAUUAUCGAUUACGGCACACACUCACGGGACACAGUGGGAAAGUGCUCUCUGCUAAGUUCCUGCUGGAUAAUGCACGGAUUGUCUCGGGAAGUCACGACCGGACCCUCAAACUCUGGGAUCUACGCAGCAAAGUCUGCAUAAAGACAGUGUUUGCAGGAUCCAGUUGCAAUGAUAUUGUCUGCACAGAGCAAUGUGUAAUGAGUGGACAUUUUGAUAAGAAAAUUCGUUUCUGGGACAUCCGAUCAGAGAGUAUAGUCAGAGAGAUGGAGCUACUGGGAAAGAUUACUGCCCUGGAUUUAAACCCAGAAAGGACCGAGCUCCUGAGCUGUUCCCGUGAUGACCUGCUGAAAGUUAUCGAUCUGCGAACAAAUACUGUCAAGCAGACAUUCAGUGCACCUGGAUUCAAGUGUGGUUCUGAUUGGACUAGAGUUGUCUUCAGCCCUGAUGGCAGUUAUGUGGCAGCAGGCUCAGCCGAGGGUUCUCUCUAUAUCUGGAGUGUGCUCUCGGGGAAAGUGGAGAAGAUUCUUCCAAAGCAGCACAGUUCAUCAGUCAACGCGGUGGCGUGGUCCCCUUCCGGCUCGCAUGUUGUCAGUGUGGACAAAGGAUGCAAAGCUGUGCUGUGGGCACAAUAUUGACGGUGCUCUUGGGGCUGGGAGAACCUCAGUGCCCUCCUCAGGAGAAACACAUGGACUCCCGCAGCUCUGUCCUGGCAGGAGGUGUGUUGGUUAUAGCUUUGACCUCCCAGAGAAGAGCUCAAGCCAUGUACACAGUGGCCUUCCUUUGAACAGGAUGUCUGAGAAUUUUGACUGAGGGCUGUAAUGGCCUGGAAGAGUAACACUGAAAAAAUCUGACACUGCAGUCAGCUUAGCAGAGAGUCAGAUUCUUACCUUGAUUCGGGUGGGAAACACUACUAGCUCUGAUCUUCCAUACCUCACUGGGGGGAGCACAGGGCCCCCACUGGGUCUCCUCACUGGACAGCAGUGCCAAAAACACCCCACACAUCUGGGUGUUGGUUCUCUGUGCUUUCUCCUAUUCUUCCAAAGUUGGUUCUGGCCUACUGCAUGUCCCGUCACCUUGGGGUCAUUUGCCCAGUGAACCACUUUAAGCAUUGGAUUAACUGAAACCCCCAAACACAGGGCCUGUCCUGAUUCUAAGGAGAUGCUGGGACUCCGGUCCCCUCCCUGUGGGUUGUGGCAUCACAGAGCUCUUGUUCUGGUCAUGUCUAAUUACAGCUGGAAUUCCCUUCUGUCUCUUCAGCUGUUCUUUGGAACUCUGGCUCCCUUUCCCUCCAACAAUUCUACGUCAAGAAAUUUUUUUUUUUUUUUAAGUUUUUUUCCUUGGUUGGCCAUUGUGGGGGUCUGAACCCUUGACCUUGGUGUUACAACACCAUACUCUAACCAACUGAGCUAACCAGCCAGCCCAAGAAAUAAAUCUUGAUUUGGUUUUAAGAAAAAAUUUUUUGAGGUAGGAGAGGAAGUGUGAAAACCCUUUUCAGAAGAGUUUGCUGCAGAGGUAAAGGAAUGUUCUCCUGGAUCACUCUGCAAAUGCCCAGAAGGGGGGUGCACGCUGCAUUUUAGCUGGUGACGUGCAAUUCGAAGCUUCGAACAUAUUACUCUGGAGCCAGUGGUUCCAGCCACUGCCCAUCUGCCAAGCUUGCGUGCAAUGCCCUCGGUGCUUCUGGGCAAGAAACCCAGUCCAGGAAGCACAGUGGUGUCAUACUCCCAUGUCAAAGACCGGGGGAAAAACAUUUCUCUCUACCAUUUUACCUAUGUGUAAAAUUUUUGUUCUUUAUCUAGGUGUCUGAAGCACCAAUAUUUUUAUCACUUUUUAAUUUGCACUUUAUUUUUUUUUCUGCCACUCUUGUUCCCUGGACAGUUGGGGAUGUGAAAGCUACGGUGGGGUUUUGAAAGAGGAAUGAGGCUUCCCCUCCUCUGACAGGGGCAUUGUCUUCUUUUUCCUCUUUGCCCCUCCUGCAUCUUCCCCUUUUGGUUUGCUGUCCAGAGAACUUGUGUUAAGGGGAGUUGAAAUUCAUAGGCCAGGGCACAUCUUUUAUUUAUUUAAUUAUGUUGCCCAA